AGUCAAUUCCACCAUAAUGCAGCAGAGCAUAGCAGGUUCCACGAUUCCCAUGAGUAUGUUGAGGACAACUGGACCAGCGCAACAAGCACAACCACAGAUCCAAUCAUUUGCAUCAAACUUCUCUCAUUUACCGAGGGGUAAGUCAUGCAAGAAUUUAAGACCUUAGUGCUAAGCUUAAACAAAUAUCCAUUAAUCUGGCUCAUUUAAGAUGACUGCCAUAUUAUAAAUAUAUAACUAAAAUCUUUUUCUUUGGUGUCUAAUACAAAAAUAACCUUACUUAUUGUCAGAAUUUUCAAAAUGCAAUAAAUCAAACAGAUAUUUUGUGACCUAAGUACUUUUAGUUCAGGGUCUUAAUUCUGAGAUGAAUUAUCUUUCUAAAGAAUGUGAUUUAAGAGCUGCAGUUUCUUUUACAAUUUAUUUCAACGAAAUAAAAAAUGUCCAUUACAUACAAAAAAUAAAAAAUUACGAUACGUUAUUAAGGACUACUGCAUAAGUUUAAAAGAUAAUUAAUUUCUGAGAUAUAAUAUUAUUUAUUUUUCACUUGAGCUUGUUUAUUAUUAUUAUAUUUUUUGUGUGUUCUGGGAUAGCAUAGACAGCUGGGUUUUUAUUGCCAUGCCAACUUGGCAGAAAUCUUCCGAUGUUAGUGAUUGAGGUUUAUUUUAAACUCAUGGAUCCCCAAGGAUAGCUACCUUGCUGGGCUCACAAGUCCAUUCCACUUAUUUACCCAUAUUUGAAACAACUAAGGAAUUUGAACUCUCCACUUCUUGGUUGUGAGACAAAUAACCCGACUGUUUAGCCAAAGUCCCCCUGGGAGUAGAAAAAGCGUUUUGAGAUUAGCAAUCCUUAUGAUUUUUUAAAUAAAAAAAAUAGUAAGAAUUUUUAUGUGAUUGGAAAAAUGUUGCACUGAUAUCCAGUGUUUUUCAGACUAAGAAAGACUUUAACAAGAUUAUUAUAAAUUAGAUAACAAGAUUAUUCUAAAUUAGAUUCUUCUUAGAUUUGUUUAAUAAAUAGUUUAAUAAGAUAUGUUCGAUUUUUCUGGAUGUUAUUUAAUAAAAACAACCUGUUAUAAGGACCGUUACUUACUCAUCAUUUUAAAUGUGUUUAUUCCUUUCAUACUAACAUAUUUAUCAUUGAUAUAUAUAUAUAUACAGGCCCUGCAACACUUACAGUACCUAAAUCUACAACAGUGUUGCGCCAAGUAAAUUCUCCUGCCUUACAAAUACCAGCAGGUGUAAGUCCUUCAUUAUCAUUACCAUUAGCAAGAGCACCUCUCCAUCAAAAUAAGACCACAGCAACACAGGCACCAAGAUCUCAGUCACCUGCGGUUGGAGGGCAACCUGUUCUUCCAGCUCAGCCACAAGAUUUAUCUCGGUAGGUUUUCAAGUUAACUUAUUUUAGCAUGUCGUCAUGAAUUCUCCAAGCAUCCCAUUCCUUAGCAAGUUUCCCAACUAGCCCCAUUUGCUUCUCGUUUGUGUUUCUGCCUCUUUUUUCCUUUUGCCACUGGAAUUCCAGGGAUGUUUUCCUUGGUUUUAUCAGGGUCGUGGCUAUAAAGUGUUUAUUCUUAUAAUUUUGGUUUUUGUAACAUACAGUCUUAUCAACUUGAUAAAUUAUUGACCUGUGUUGUUUAAUUUUGCAUUUAAGCAUGAUUCUUCUGUCAUAAGAGUGCUGGGACAUUGCAAAAUCUCAGUUCUUGAACUAUUUGAAAUUUGCCCAAACAAUUCUAGACUUUAACUUUGGUGUUGUUUCUGUCCUUUCUAGUAAUAAGAAAAAUGUCAAACUCAUGAUGCAGUCUUCUGUGAGCUGAGCCCCACAUAAAACAUGUUUCCUGUUAACUAUCUAACGAGCAUUCCUUAUAUUUCUUCAGUCAUACUUGUGUAUCAUUAUUAUAUCUUUUUAAAAUUUUAUAUAAUUUGAAUUUCCAUGCUAGUAGUUUUUCUGAUUAAUUGUAACCAUUCUUAUGUGCAAUUUUUAAAUCUUGAUUUAAAUAUUCAUGGUCUUAUGAAAUAACAGUAAAGAUCUAUAAUUAUAGUGUUCCUUUACUGGAUUAACAUUUACUUUUCAGCGCAAAUCUUUCCAUUCAUGGAUCUAUUACACCUGUGACACCUGGUCCAUACCCAAUGCACAUUACACUGAACCGUAUGAACACACCUUUAAAUUCCGAUGCCACCGGCCAAGCACGAACUAUAGCUGCCCAAGUGCUGCAAAAUGAUUCUCCCAGUAACCUUCAGCAGCGCAUCAAUGUCUCAUUGUCUGAUUCAAAUAUGCACCAUCGUAUCACUCCUGAUCAUAACAGGCCUGGAAUUUCUUUUGUUUCACAAGCAAAAAAUAAUUCUGCUUUGGGUCCGCAAGGAAAAGUAAUUUCAACUCAAAAUCAAGUACAGCAGGGUCCAUCCAUUAAAUCAGGUAUUUUGAAUAAAUUUAAGUUACCUGAAUUGUUAAAUUUUGAUUAAGUGAUCCAUGAGGAUAUCUUUUCUGUUAUUUUCUGUUAUUUAUAUUUUUUUAGCCCUUAUCUUCUUAUGCAGAUAUGUAGACAUUAUGCUUAAUAGUGGUUUAUUCACUGCAGAACAACAUACAAAAACACACAAUACUUAUUUUAAAAUUUAAUAGUCCUAGUUUUUGAAUUUUUUUAUAUUAAAUUUAAAAACAGCACUGCACUCCACAGAAAAAAGUGCUGAGUGCACAUUAUUAUGUUGGGUUUUUUUAUUGCCGGUUUAGUUUACAAUUUGGUUUACCAUUUUCAUUUAUUUUAUGCUGAAAGAUAUUUCUUUUUCUGAUGCAUGCAAUAUGUAAUAAAUAAUCUAAUUUCACCCAUGUGUUUGUAAACAUCAUGCUAAUAAAAUUUUAAGAUUUUCAUGUGUUAUCAUUCUUAGUCAACCUUGCUGUAUCAACACCAGUGAUGAUUAAUUCAAUGAAUCCUUCUCAAGCAAAUACGACCACUACAAUCGCAUCCUCCACAGCUCCAAUACCUAUAGGUAAGCAGUUGGUUUAAAUUGUUCUCUAAAUAUAUUCUUCAUAGAUUGUCUAACCAUGUUGUCAGCUUUUAAUUUUUAUUUUUUAACAUGAAGGCGAAAGAUGCAUGUUCUUCUAUUGUUAGAACGUAACUAAGCUUUGGUUGGUGCCAUUUACACAGAUAGCUCUUCAGACCCUGAAAAUAUUUCUUUCUCUUUAUUUCAGCUAAAGUCACUCCACAGAGACUUCAUACUGUCUCGGGCAACAUGGCUCAAAUACCAGUCCCACACACUCCAUCAUCAGCCUCUGUAUUAUCUUCCAUAUCAGCGUCCCACACCAAUGCAGUCACAUCUUUAUCAUCCUCUUUGCCUUCAUCCGCCAUCCACUCUGGAGACUUAGAUCCAGCACAUCAUGAUCAGCAAAGUCAUUCUAAUACUGGUGCUAUUAUUGUUACUCCAGAAUAUCAGGUAAUAAGGGUGCCCUUAUGUGCUUUAUUCCAUAGCUUUGUUCCAAUUUAAGAAUUAUCAUGAAUAUUGCUCAAUACCUUGAGAUAUCAUAGGUGUAUUUUGUAUAUUCUGAAUAAUAUUGGGGAGUGGGGGUGUGUGUGUGUUAUUAAUUUGGCUUUUAGUAGAAAAAGAUUCUUGUUUUCAUUUAAAGACCUAAGUUUUUUUCAAAGCUUUUUAUUUUUCUUAAUAAAGUUUAAGGAGCAAAUUAAUUUGUUUCUCAUUUAGUGUGUAGCCCUUGUAAUUUAUUUAAUUAGUGAGUAAUUAAAACCUUUGUAGUUAAAUGAAUGCGUAUAAAUAACUGUCCUCAUAAUUUGAGAAGCAGAAUUAGUAUGUCCUGUUACACUUAAAGGCAAAGGCUAAAUAUUAAUAAAGAACCAAAUAAUUAAAUUUUGUGCACUAUGCUUUUUUUAAAAAAAAAGGAAAGGUGCACUUGAAACUUUCAUAAAGGCAACAAAAAAACAAACUAGCACUUAAGUUUCUCAGGCCAUUGCAAAGCUAUUUCAUGAAAUUGUUCAAUUUUUAUUUACAGAAUUUUUGGUAUUUUGAAAAGGCCUGGGUAAGAGAAUGUAGAGAAAAUGAGUUUAAAGUUUUGGUUUCUUAAAAGAAUAGGAAAUGGAAGAGAAGAAUCCAAACCUUUAAGCACCUUUUUAUUAUCAGGACAUUUAAUUGUAAUAAAAGUUUGUUUUUUUUUUCCUUCUAAUUUUGUAAUUACCUCCUUUGACUGUUGCUCUUUUAUGUCUCCAAUCAGGACAUUUUCUUUACAGAGACAAAAAAAUAAAUUUUUAAGCACAGAGUAAAAUAUUAUGUUUCUUGACUUAUUAAAUCUGACAUUUUGAAAUUGGAAAUAACUUUUAUCUGAGAUACAAUUUGUAAUUCAUUGGUUGCUAAACCUGUUUUUUUUUUUUUUUUUUUAGGACAUUUGAUUUAAAUUUUAAUGUUUUUUUCCCUCUUUUUUCCUCCCAAUUUUUUUUUUCAAGCAAAGAAAUAAAAAAUCGGAAAAGCACAUUUUUUUUUUUUUUUUUUUUUAAUUUCUUUUUUUUUAUAUUCUAUUUGUAUUUUUUUUGUUUCUAAUCCUUUUUUUUUUUUUUUUUUUUUUAGGACAGUUGAUUUAAAGUUGCAUGCUGUUUUCCCUCUCUCUUCCUACCAAUGUUAUUUUUCAAGCAAAGAAAUUAAAUUUUUAGGAAUUUUAAAAAUAUUUUUUUCCCUUUACUUAAAGCUUUGUUCAUUUCAUUAAUAAAGAUAAAAAUGUUUAUUGUCUGAUACAUUUUUUUUCUUCAGAUUUAUGUUAUUUUUAAACAUGACAGGUGUAAGUUUUGUUUCCUAAUAUAUCAAAGCUGCAGUGGUGUCCAUUUAUUUUCUUUCAGACACGUCCCCCUGGAUCUAUCAUUUCACUUCCUUCCUCUAUUGGGACUGCAAUGUCUUCAGCCAUUGUAUCACAAGCAGAAAACAGGUUAGUCAUUUUGAAAGGAAAAUAUUAAAAAACUAACUUUAUACAGAUGGCUCUACUGCUGGUAACACACUGUUUAAAUGAAAGUUGCCUCCCCUUGGAGUUAGACCCCACUUUUUAAUUUAAUCUCUUAAAAACAUCAAUUUAAUUUUGCUCGAAUAUAAGUUCUCAAUGGAUUAAAUUUUACUUCUGUUGUGCUCAGCAAACCAGAGAUAUAAACAAUGGAAUAUAAUUACCCACUAAUAGUUGUAUGUUUAUAUAUAUCUUUAUUAGGGUGUCCCAAAAAAUGAAGUUUUGAAAUGUUGAUGUCUCACCCCACAGAAUAUGUCUGUAUGGUAACAGUAGUUAACCUGCAAAAUUUCAGCUCAUUUGGACAAUGUUUAGAGGUCCCCCAAGAGGUUUAAAGUUCCAGAUUUUGGUGUAAUAUCAUUCGCGGUCAAAUCUAAUCAAGCGUUAAUGUUGCAUUAUAUGCGAAACUGAUAUAUUAAGUAACAAAUUGAUGCUUAGUAUUGUUUAUAAUAUUAAAUGAAACAAAAUAUAUAAAUCUUGAAUGGUUUAUAUUUUCAAAUUUGAAAUUUAAGUAAAAAAUUAUGAAAAACAAAGUUUUUAUUCAUUUUGUCAAGUUAAUUCUUGAAAGAAUGUCAAUCUGCUUGAAAAAUAAUAAUAAGCAAUGCAAUGAAGCAUUCCUAAUAUUUAUCUUGUACUUUUUACCGUAGGGUAGACAAAAAUUAAAAAAAAGUUAUUCAAAUUUAAAUUUUAGCCAGCUGUUCACGAUUACACUCUGCAAAAUUUUUCCGAUGUUUGUCAACGACUUGGAGCAAAAAUUGUUUUUGUUCUUCGUCCUUGGUGAUACUGUCAUUGAAAUGUUGUAUCAAUGCUACACCUCGCUCUGCAGAGUCAUUGAUACAAGCCAGAUUCUUUACAAAAUCUGCUGCAACUUUAAAAGAUGGUGUAUCUGACCAUGCUUCAACAGGAACAUCUAGAAAACUGGCAUCAAUGUUGGAUGUUUCAAAAAAUGUGGUAGAAGCACGCAAAUCAACAACACUUUUUGGUAGUGUUUUUAUGAGAUGCGGUCCACGUUCUGAUUGCAUUGUCCGAACAAGGCCAGUUUUUUCUUUGUCCGACAAAGGGGUUGAAAAUAACACAAGCGUCGACAGUUCCGGACUCAAGUACCACGAGUGACGAACCAUCAUUUUCAAUCCAGUCGAUCGAAGAACAGCAUCAUCAUAUUCGUAAAAGCGCUGUAUCAACAAGUUAUCAUUCACAGGUGCAUCUGCGGUGAGCCUGCUUGAAAACCAUGAUUGAAGAUAAACACAUAUGAUAAACCGAUUAAAGCGCUGAAUACCUUGUAAUUCUCGAGCUGUUAACUGAAAGAUGGUUUCGUUGCCUGCAAACAAUAGUUCGAUUUUCAAUGCAUAGAUUGCUUUCGCCAUCCACCUUGCCCUAUGUAGGGCACCAGGUCUGCGAAUGCUGACAUCAACCUCCAACCCAACCAUUUGUGCAGCAAGCAGAAGAAAUUCCAAAUAAUCAUCACGUGAAUGACUGACCUCAAGUUGACAUUUGAUAAAUUCUUUAAUCGAAUCGGACACGAUUAUCAAAGGGGCGGAUCUGGCUUCGGGUGUGUGGUUUAAUUCUUGCCAUUUUUCUCUAAACCUCUUAAAAAACAAAAUCUCUGGUCCAGUGGAUGGUCCAAGACAAACAUUGAAUGCAUCGGAAAGGAGUACUCCCAACAUGUGAUGACGGCAUGCCAUCCAUAAUAGAUUACGUCCCAGGGCUACUUCUAACAGAGUGCAAGCUCCAUUGAGUCUUCCAGUAUUGGAAGCCGUAAAGUCGAAGCACAUGCCGAUGACCAUAGAUUCGCACUUCCACGAUUUGAUAUGUCCAUAUACUGCAUUAGCAGCUGCCCGUCCUGACCCGGACCCGGAUGCUAACUUGGGAACACCAAGAAGCUUUGUAGUGCCAUCGACAAGUGAUGAGAGCAGGACAGGUAAUCGAUCCACGUUGUUGGUAACCUCUCCGGUAACAUCGGGCAAUAGCUUACCAUCCCAAUGAACAAUUGAUUUUGAGGGAAUAUAGUCUUCUUUUAUACGUGCUGCAGCUUGUUGACGAUGAAGCUUGCGAUGACGAUGCAUUGUGCUCUUGGAAAAUACUGUGUCAGAUGUCGGAACACCAGCUUCGUUGAAUGCGGAUGCAAGUAUCAUUGUAGAUUUUCUAAUGCUGGUGUUCGUUCUGUCCAGCACUGCAGCAACUUUUGGUGAUAUGAUGCUUCGUCUGCGAUGUCGUGUUGCAGAAUUUGUUUUGCUUGAGGAUGCUGAUUGGAUGACAAAUUCUUCAUCAGGUUCUGCAUCGUCACUGGAAUCCCGACAAAUGGAUGAAUCAUAAUUGUUUCUAGCCUGACAAUUUAGCAUGCUUAGUUUAAAACAAUCAAAUCUUCAAAAAAUAUGCACAAGUUUUGCACAUUAGGUAUUUUAUAUGUUUUCUCGCAUUUAUUACAUUUUCUAAUUAAGAAUCACACAAUUUCAUUUCUAGUUAAUGGUAGCAAUGAGGUAUAUAUAAGUAUAUUUAAACUUCAUUUUAUUCAUAUAUGGCAUGCAAAAACUGCAAGUUAUUUGAGCCACGAUUCGUCUGGAUUUUUAUGUUGGCCUAAUACUGGAAUUUUAAAAGCUCUCGGGGGACCUCUAAAUGUUGUUCAAAUGAGCUACAACUUCACCAAUUCACUCAUUGUACCCAAGAGACACAUUUCAGGGGGUGAGACACCAAAGAUUAAAAUUUUUUUUUUUUCCGAGCAUUUCUGGGACGCCCUAAUCUUUAUAUGGCUGCAACUAUUCGUACCCAGGUACCAGAAGUGAGAGGUUGGAAUUAAAAAACUAUUUAAAAUAUUAGUUAAACUGAAGAAGUAAGUUUACAAACAUAUAGUCCAUUCAACUACCUUUCAUUUGAUACCUCAUUUUGUCUUACAAACCCAACAAUAAUAUUUUAAUUUUAAUCCCAACCUCUCACCUCUGGUACCCGGGUACGAAUAGCCACUUCGUUUUCAUAUAUAUGUAUGUGUGUGUAUAUAUCAGAUAUUAAUUGAUAUACAUUUGUAAAAUCAAAAUGUUUUUACUAAUGUUUCAAAGAAAAUUAGUUAAUGCUACAUCUGAGAUUUUUGACAAUUAAAAAAUAAAAUCUUUUCUUGUUAAUGCUUUUAAAGAGAUCUUUACUCGAGAUGUUAACUGCAAUAGAAAUCUGCGUGACAUAAUUAUAAUUUCUUUUAAUAGAUCAAGCAGUCACACUCAACAGCAAUUGAACAUAAGACAUACUGACCCUGUGUGGUAUCAGCAAAUGUUACAACCCGUGGUUAGACCUGGGACCAACUUCUUUAUACAAAACCAAGGCAAAAGUGAGUUUUAAGUAGUUCUUAUUAACUUAUAAAUGGCUCAUCAAGCAAUUGAAAUCAAUUUGAACAAUUUUAAAUAUCUUUAAAAACAAAUGAUAUAGUUUUUUGUUUUUUUUUAAGUCCUCUUCUUCAAAGUUCUUGUUUUGAUGUUUUGAAAAGUCGGUUACAUUAUAAUUAUUUUUAAAAACGUUGCUGCAUCUCAAUUAUUUUUCUUCGAACGUAUAGUCCAAACUCAAAGUGCCAAUUUGGCAGCCAGCCAGUUAGCUGCAAUAUCUGUAGCUUCAUCCAAUGUGAGGUUUAACACAGGGGCAAUGGUUAUGGUGGAUCAGCUGAGGUACCAACAGCAUUCUCUGCACUCACCAUUCAACACUGGAACAACCACAUCAAAUGCCAUGGCUGAGAAAACUGGUGAGUUUUGAAGCUUUGGGAUGAUGUGAAGUGUUUGUGUUUUGUAAUUGCGUGUUUGGUUCGGAGAGUAUUUGUGCAGCUGUUGCUUUGUAUUUUGUGAUGUAUUUGGGUAAGAGGAAACGAGGUUGUUAAAUGGUGUUAUAGAUGGAAAUGAUGGCAGUGGUGGAGUGCUAGAUUUUCGGAGUUGUAUAUUUAAUAAAGAGUCAUUUGCUCUAUAAAACUUUGGUUGUUAAGUAACUAAAUUACCCUAGACAAUGAAGGUAUUGAACUGGUAAUUCCCAGUUCGUAACAUUAAGUUGUGACCUGUCAUAAAAAUAUAAGGCUCUGAUAGUUUUUUUCCUUCAAAUUCAGAUUUUUGUGGUCUUGCUAUUUUCACAGAAGAGAAUUAUGUUUUCUAUGUUUUUAUUUUCAACAAUAAACAUUAACAUACAUAUACAUAAAUACAAGUUCUCAAUAAUGUUGACUUUCUGCUUGCUUCUGGCACACACACUCCGACUACAGUCUCUCUGCGCAUGCAUGCUCUUUGACCUAGUUGGCUAUCGGGUCGGUCUAUUCCGCUAGUCCACUAUAACACCUCCCCGAACAAUUGCAAGUCCAGUAACAAUGGGGCUCAACACGUUGUGUUUGAGAUCUUCUGGGUAUGACAUAGUCUGAAGGUCUUGGAUGUCGAGGGUUAAUCUUCUUGUUAGGUGGACUUGGAGUUGCUGGAUGUGUAGACGGUUGAUGACUCAGGGCUGCCUGAGCUGUUGGGUAAAGACUUCCUGUCAUUAUAUCCAAACCUGGUUCUGAAUCUUCUUCUGCUCCAUACCUGGGGUGAAGUUGGUCUAAAUGAUUCUUCCAUAUGGGACCAUUCAGAUAAAUCUUCUCCUUGAAAAGACGAGGACCCAUAACUUGGAUGAUUGUACCGGUAGCCCAUCGUGGUUUAGGUCUGUUGUUGUUCCAUAUAUUCUGACGUAACAUGGAUCUCCCUUGACUAGGACUUCUACUUGUCCCAUUACGGUCGGCUAUUUCUUUAAGAUGUUGUCCCUGUGCUCGAUGAGCUGGAGAGGGGAAACUAGAGUAUCAAUAAGUGUUCUUAUUUGCCGAUUGUUCAGCAGUUGGCUAGGUGAUAAUCCACUAGCCAAUGGUAAAGUCUUGUAGAGAUUCCUUUAAAGGUAAUGAUGAUUUCUUUAGUGAACUCUUGAAACUUUGAAUCGGUCGUUCGGCAGCUCCAUUCGUAGCAGAAUAAUAGGGAGCGCCUGCGAGAUGUACAAUACCCCUCUCUUUACACCAAUGUUGAAAUUCUUCGGAGAUGAAGCUAGAAGCAUUAUCACUGACUAUGGAGUGUGGAUAGCCGAAAUGAGCAAAAUCUUCCUCCAGAAGAUCAAUGGUGGCUUUGGUCGAUGUAGAUGUUGUCUUGUGGAUGCACGGAUACUUUGAAUAAGCAUCUAUCAUCACCAGCCAAUGUGAUCCCUUAAAGUUAAUAACUCAAUAACUCAAUUUGGAGAUGGUGUCGGUGGUCAUCAUGCUGUGAGCUCUUAAAACCCCCUCCGGCACACCCCCACAUGGGACGACGCCGGAUCUGCCCACCGCCACACUGUGCGGAAGAGUGUCGGAGACCUCCCCCUCGAGCUUAGGGAAUGUCCGGUCGACCAUACACACUCCUCUCAGAAUGUGGACAGUCCACUCUCCAUGGAUUCAGAACGGCUCUGCUUCCUCUCCGGAGGAAGGGUGUUUCGUUACCCUCCCCCACCCCCCAGGGAGUUGUUCGGUCUAGACGUAGCGUGGCAGGACGAAACGGUGGCCUAGGAGUGGCUUUCUCAGGGCAGCGUACUUUAAAUCCUCUGCCAGGUUUUAUUGCCACCCAAGCCUCAUAUCCAUUAUCGGCGACAAGUAAUCAUGUUAGUGCGCUUCUUCCGUUGCGUUGGAAGUCAUGCAAGUGGUUGGGAUCUUUUAGCUUCAGGAUGGAACCUCCCUACCCGGUCUUCCAUGCCGCUCAGAGGCAAGAUCUGGUGUGACACCGCCGAGUCACCUCGGUGGUGUGGUUCACUGACCUAGAGGCGUUUGGUCAGGUCAUUCCCGAAAUCCUAAAGUUAAUGGUCGAUAUGCACACGACUCCAUGAUUUUACUGGCAGCAUCCAUGGGUGGAUACUUGCUUUGUUUGGGUCUCUGGCGUGUUCUGUACAUGCCUGGCAUGUUCGACCUAUCUCCAUGAUUUGAGCAUCAAGCCUGGGCCAGUAUACAGAUGAUCUGGCUGUUUCAUUCGCUCGAUUCCAACAUGUCCUGUAUGCAGGAUUUGGAGAACCGCUUUGUUUGUAGAGGGCGACCAGCUCUCUUGACAAUAUCUCAUUUCUGUAGACACAGUAGAAUCUUUAAAUGACUCUUUAGCAAGGACUCCUGGCUCUGUUGGUCUGAUCUGUAAACUGAUUUGUUUGAUCAUACAUACAGAAUGGGUGCUGGGUAGCUGAGUGGUCUAAACUGAGCAAAUCUCAAGUUGGUGAUCUGGAGAUCAAUUCCACCCGAAGGCCAGUCAAGCAAAAAACAUCACCGGGUAGAUGGGACUCGUUAACAUUGGAUGGCGACUCAUCUAAGAAAAGGAAACUCUGAAAUCAAACCCGGAGAUGGAGUCUUGAAAGGCGGAUAACAUUGUACUUAACAUAUACUGGGCUCAAUGUGGGUUGUCCCAGCUUUCGCCAAACAGAUUCAGACAUAAAAUUUUCUCCGGCUCCGGUGUCAAUUUCGAAUGCAAACCUCUUUCCUUCUAAAAGUAGUUCUUGAAAAUUGGGUGGGAUAGUUUUUAUUUUGUUUUGCCUUUUUAUUCUUUUGAGAUAAAUUGGUUUCUGUUUUGGAGCAUUCUCCUUCUUAUUAAGACAAACUCUUUCUAGAUGUCCUCUCUUGUGGCAAAAGUGGCAGAUCAUGUCUUAAUACUUGCAGAAAUUUCCUUUAUAGCCUCUUCCUCCACACCUGCCACAAGUUCCAAUCGGAAAAUCCUGUCUUUGAGAUGGAGAAAAUUUCUCUGCUGUUUGAUGUUGCUUAUUUCUUUUUGUCUUAAGUUUAUUGAUAGGAGAGGGCUGUUUCUUUGGCACAUUUCGCUGCCUCCUCUGUUUCAACAGCUAUUUCUACUAUCUGGUCAAAUGAUAAUUCAGUGUCCUUCAUCCAAAACAAAAUUUUCAUUACAGCCUCGUUCUUUACAGAACACAUGAAUCUUGUUCGUAAAGCUUGAUAAGUGCCUGCAUCCUGUCUUAUUCUAGCUGCCAAUUCUUUGAUUUUCUCCCCUGGUUUCCUACUUGAAUCAGACCAAAAUUUGAAUCUUUCCCUGAUCACAAAUUUGGUUGGAUCGAACUGAUCCAUCAUUACCACAUAUAUUUCUUCCAUGGUUAAAUCAUUUAAAUUUUGUGGUGGGUCUCUUUGUUGUACUAGCGUUGACAACAUUUUAUGGAGUUCUGGCCUUUCGCUGGUUAAGAAAAUUUGUGCCUUCUUCUCCUUUGGCACAUUAUUUGCUAACACCAAGGUCACAUGCGUAGUAGUCUGUGAAUGUUUCCUCAUUACUAUUGAAACUUGUGAAUUUCAUAUUACUAGCCGUAUGCCCCGUUGCUAGUUUUAACAGUAACUCAUUCUGCUGAAUCAGCCUUUGAAAUAUGUCCAUUUGGGUCAGAUAUGACUCAUGACAGAUUUGGGUCAUUGUGUGUAGUAUAUCUCUUCAGUUAUAUGAAGUUCCUGGUGUGUGUCAGUCUAACACUAGUCAAUUCUGGGUUGUACUGAGUUGUGCUAAGUUGUAUUGAGUUAUACUGUGUUGUAGAGACUGGCCACCAUUUUUGUUUUCUAUGUUUUUAUUUCCAACAAUAAACAUUAACAAAAAUAUACAUAAAUACCAGUUCUCAAUAAUGUUGACUUUCUCCUUGCUUCCGGAACACACUGCUCAUUCACACACAUUCUGACUACAGUCUCUCUGCACAUGCAUGCUCUUUUUAGUUUUGUUUUAAUGCAGUUGAAAAUUUUUGCAUUCUUCAUCAUCAUUUAGGCUCAUUGUCCAGAGCUACUGUUUCAAGUAGUAUCUACACUGCAUCUGUUGGUGUCCAGUCUCAAUUACAAGGUGGAGGUGGAGGAACAGUCAGCGUUUCUUCUGGCCUUAGUGCUGUCCCUGUCACGAACCCAAGUUCUUCACCUAGGCCAAGUAUUCUGCGGAAACGUACAAGUGAAGCGUGAGAAUUUUUUUGAUGCACAUGUUGAUAACAAUUGAUUUAUUAUGUUGGCGAUAUGAGUGUUUUCACAAGAUUAUUGAUUGGAAAGCCACUAAUUAGUUUUAACCAAACUUAAUUUUCUUCAUUGUAUCAUAUGAAAAUAUCUGGACUAAAUAAUAUCUAUGUAAUCAAGGAAAUAACAUUGAACAUUAUUCCACAUGUAUAGUUUUUCAUCUAUCUCACACAUGGGAAACACUGUUAUAGGCCAUCAAAACUGAGCGAAUUAACCUUUUAAAAUUAAAAAAAAAAAAACUUUAAUUUUUUUCAAGCAUUAUAUUGCUCUCUUAGCUAACACCCAGGUAAUGCUCAUUUGAAAUUAUUUCAGAGCUGGUGUGGUGAUAAGAAAACCAAAUUUCAAUUUAAACCAAGACAGUAGAUGUCACAGUCCACCCAGGGUUGAUACGAACAACUCUGGGUUGAGUUCUCCAAAAAUAUCUACCAAGUAAGUAGUUUAUUUUGUUAUUGUUUUGCAAUUUCAUUGCAAGCUCUCAUUAAAACUAUUAAACUUGAAACAAAAAACUUCCUAUUUAAUGGCAAAGUUUUGUUUGGUGUCAGAAGUAUAGGUUUAACAUUUCAUAUAUUUGGAAACACACAAAAAAAGUCUAAUAAUGAUUUGUUGCUUGUAGAAAUUUUUCCCCAUUGAGUGAGAAUAGCCAGUCAUCAACAGAUACCGCCCUUUCUUCCAAUGAUGCAACCACCCCAACUCACAACCACAACAAUAAAGGGAAAGGAGAAGGGGAAGACUGUAUUGAAAAUGGUAUGCUAAAAAAUUAAAUACUUUUAAUGAACUUGAGAAACUCUGAAGCAAUUCUGGCUUCUUUUUGAUAAUUCUUAUUUCUUCCCUUUGAUGUUUUCUCUCUUUUUCCUUUCACUCCUUUCUUUUCUAUGUUUAAAUUUUAAUUAACCCUUCUCAAAUUACUUUAUCAUUCAUUUCUGGGUGGCUUCUGUGGAAUAACAUAUGUUAGUCUUCUUGAAAGGUGUAGACUAAAACAGUCUAUCAAUGAAAAUAUAUUUUUGUCAUGGGUAUGUUUGCUUAGAUGUCCAAAACAAUAUACUUUUUCAAAAAAAAAUUUAAUUUGAAUUUAUUAUCUAUAGAAUUUUGUCAAUUUUUUCAAUAGUAUUUUAUAUUUUGACCAGAUGAACAGUUUAGUGUAACUUCAAUAACUUCAACAAAAAUGUACAAAAAUGUUUCGCAGGUCCAUCAACAUCAACUUCGAUGUUGAAUAAUAUUCCAGCAUCGCCUGCCGUCAGCCAUACAGGAAGUCUUUCAGAAGCAUCACCAAGAAAACGAGCUCGAAAACAAUUAUUGUAAGAUAUUUUAAACAUUCCCAGUUGUUGUGAAUUAAGCUUUCUAGCCUUCCCAUGCGUAGCGAGCACUGAAACAUAAAGAACAUUGAAACAUUCCCAACACUAAGUCAUAGCCAGCACUACAUCAUAGUCAGCACUGAAACUUAGCAAGUACUUAGACAAUGCCUGCCAGCUGGGAAAAUACCUGUGAUACUAGAUAUAAUGCUUUCCAGUAGGGAUCAACCGGGGUGCUUUCCAGUAGGGAUCAACCGGGUAGACAUUUUCACUGGGUAUCAUCCAGGUUUUUUCUGACUACUAUUAUCAGCCAAAUCUGGGUGCGAAUCAGGGUACUUAUUCUUCCAUAUACAAAGCUAAACAAGAUUCAUGAUGAAAUAUACCCUAGGUUACUGCAUAAAAUGUGACACGCCAUGUCCCUAUAUAAUACACUCUGUAAUCUAUUAAUAAUACAAUAUGAAUUAACGAAAUCAAUACUUAUUUUUAAAUAAAUUUUUAAAAUCCUUAAAAUUAUUAUAUUUAAAUUGAACUUUGGUCAUACCGAUACAACUAUACUAGUAUCCCUUCAAAGGGGUGCUACUAAAUGUACUUAUGUUAUGCACAAAUGCUAUGAGCACUUGGUCACCCAAUGAUUGCAUUGUCAUUAAUUUAUAUCAUUUACUGGUAAUGGUAAAUUUCUUUCACGAGCACAUAUUGUGAACCCCCACAAUUAACUCUUUGUAUCGACAUUGUGCAUAGUGUGACGUGACGUACGUUGUCUAGGGGUCGGUCCCCUCUGUACUAGCCACAGAACAAUUUUACAAGGGUCUAGAACCCCUUUAUUUCCAGCUCCUACAGAGCUGACUCUUGCUCCAAGUAUCAACAAACAAUUCAGGGUUUCAGGUUUUCUUAUUUAUUGGCUAUGUGUGCCUAUAUGCCACUACACAAAACAGUUAAAGUUACACAAGUCCUCUUCCAUCCGUAGAAAAACUCACUCCUUUAUCAAGACAGAAGUCAUACACCAUAUCCACAGCACUCGCCACUGUUCCCUCCUUAAAAACUCACUCACACACGUGGUUCCUCCUGACACAGCACACAGGUCAUACCUUGACCGAGAAAAAUAAAAACCCGUGGGGCACACGAGGAAAAGAAACUCACCCAAAUUAACAUUAUAAAAGUUGACACAGAAAACCUCACGCGAUCUGACCGUGACACAUAGAGUUUAAAAAAAACCUAUCCACGUGACUUUUCUUAAUAAUAAUAAUAAUAAUAAUAAGUGGUCUUAUAUAGCACGGUACCCCAGCCUAGGGCUGGGCUCACCGCCCUGUACAUAAAUAUAGCAAAGAGGCAUAAUCAUAAUAUUAAAAUAAAAUACAUAAAUGAAAUAAAAACAACAUAUAAGCAAAACAACACCAGAGGUAUAUUCACCCACCCACAUCAGAAAUUUUUACAAGGAAACCCAUGUACGUUUAUUGGUUUUUCUUCCGGUAUAAAGAAAAAAAUUAAUGAUUAGACUUAAACUUGUUAACUUUCUAAAGUGGGAUGAUAUUGACUUGACUUUGAUAAUUUUAAUAUAGGAUUCUUAAUUAGUCUUAAUUUAAGUCCAUUUUUUAAAAUACAAAAUUAGUGUGGACUGAUCUUAAAAAACCUCAAAAUUUGAUGACAAUCCGACUUUAAUUUAAAGGUUGUGAUGUAUUCAUUUGGGAGGGAUGUAAAUAUGUUAGAAUGUCUUUGGCAGCUAACUCUGAGGGGUGAUUAUUUAUGACUUCUCUUCUGGCUAUGUUAUUUUUUGUGUAAUACAUAGUGGUAAGUAGUAUUUUUACUGGCUUAAACCAUGUAGUGCUGCUAAUGAGUUUUUCCCUUGGUUUUUCGAGGGAUUGGACUACAAGGCACACAUUUAAAAUUCAUGCAGUUUUUAAAUUAAAAUUCGUAUCCCCAUUGGUAGUAUUUGCCGAAGCAAGUUCUUGAAAAAAAAAACUAAAUAUAUAUGGUGCGGGGCGAGUGCCAGAGGCCAUUUUCAUCGUUCCCAUCCAUCCUGUGUGAUAGCAUUAUAAUGAAAGUUGUGACCCAAUACAUUUUCUGUUUUUCGUUUUAAGUAUGGAUUUAAAAAUGUUUUUAAUAUAAUUUUUGGAAAUUUAGACAUUUUAAGUUACAGCUUUGAUGUCUUAAUAUGCAAUUUCCGGCUAGCAUCAAGAUGGCUGCCUUACGAUUUUAUGUGUACCGAAAUUGUUAAAAAACAGGAAAGUGUUGUGUACUGGGGGGGGGGGGGGGUUAGUAAGGUCAAGCUUUUCACCAUUGUUGUUUUUAAAUGUAUAUUUUUCUGUUAUUGCUAAUUUUUAUGUGAAGCGCAGUGAGCCUAGCCCUAGUCUGGGGUAUUGCACGCUUUAUAAAACCACUUAUAUUAAUAAUAAUAAUUAUAAUAAGAAGACAAGAAUUUAUUUAAAUAAGGUAACUGUUUAAUCUGGCAGAAAUUGGAUCCUAACCUUUUUAUGUAAAUGAAAAUGUGUUGAAUAGCGUAUAGUAAAUAAGCUAUUUUUACGUUUGUAUCCUCAUUUCUGUUGUAAUUUUAAACUCGUUCAACAAAUUGUUACAACAAAGCCACAUUUCUUCCAGACAUGCUAAUGAAGAGCUCAAGGACAACAACUCUUCAUCUGAUGAGGAAUUGGAGAAUAAUCCCCAUCAGCAUAGAGAGGAAGCUGUUAAGGAGCAGAGAGCUAAAGAGAAAGAAAUCAGGGGAGGUAUGUUAAAAAAAAGUAUUCCACAAUGAUUUCGAGUUAAGUCUUUAUUUGUGUUUAUCUUGUGAAAUACAUAAAACAUAACUGAAAUCACAUAGUGAAUGGUAUCAAUGACAUAUAAAAUGACUUUCUUAUAUGCAACAGUUAAUGCUCUUAGGUAAAUUAGCAGAAAGGUAGCACUGAAAAUACUCAACUUCAUUUGACCGACUGUUGCUGUUAUUUGACUAACUUUUUGUGUUGUUUCCCCCCAUUGCCAGAGUACACUGACGAGGAAGGUGUGAGGUGGGUCUUGAAUAAACCAAAGCCAACCUAUGUCCUCCUACAGCCAGAGUUUAUCAACAAUAAAACCAAAAACAACCAUUUCAUUCGUUACUCAGAUGUCAAACCUAAGGGUAAGCACCAGUUUAAAUUCAUGAUUUCAUUCUGUUUCUGUCCUGACUAAUUUCUCUCUCCUUAAUGUUACCCUUAUUCAUUUUUUUUUUAUAUUUUCUUUCUCUCCCUUUUUAUAUAUAUAUAUAUAUAUAUAUAUAUAUAUAUAUAUAUAUAUAUAUAUACACUAUAUAAAUAUAUACACUAGUAGAUAUACCCGGCAUUUGCCUGCAGAGCAUUCGGAAUGAAGGAACUUCUACAGUCUACAGCCUUAUAAUUAUUCCGAUCCCAGUGGGCUCCCAAUCCCGCCGGUAUCCCGCUCCCGUUAGUAUACCGUUUCCCAGUGGGAUUCCGAUCCCUCUGGAUCCCAAUUCAGGUAUGAUCCCAGUUCCGUCAGUAUUCCGAUCCCGGUGGUAUCUUGAUACCAGUGGGAUAACGAUGGGAUCCCGAUAUCGGUGGGGUACCAAUCUCUAUAGGUUUUAGUUUUCCGUUAGGAACCUAUCCGAGUGGGAUCCCAAUCCCAUUAGGAUCCCGAUCCCGUUAGUAUUCCGUUUCCUGGUGGGAUCCUCUUCUUUGAUAGGAUCCCAUUUCCUGAUAGGAUCCCGAUCCCGGUUUUAUGGCGUUACCGUUGUGUUCAUUUUACUGCUGGAUCUUGUUAACUUUACUAUAAGCGUUUAUAUCCCUUUAUAAUUUAUAUAUCCCCGUAGAACUAUAUAGGAAUUUCUGGGAAUUUCAAAUUUCAAGAUAAAAUUUAAUAACCUCCUCGAAACUUGCAAACAAUAAUUUUAUAAGUAAUAAUUUUUUGAACUGGAAAAAUUAUGCAACUAAAUGCACUGCUAUAGCUAUAAUUUUUAUUAAAUUAAAAAAUUUUUUUUUGCUGGCAUACGUCCGUCACAAUGUGACGAUGGUGUGGGCUUCAAAGGACGAAAUCCACAAGGCCUGGGAUUAUUCUUCUAGGAUUAUAAGCAGGUUCCCAACAGCAAAUCGCCUCUCUCCAUGCCGCUGGAUAACCCAAGGGAACAUCAAGGGAUGAUACAGCUUGGCACCACUGGCAUCGCAGGAGUUGUCAGAAUGUUUCAUUGUACCAAUGUUAUUUCAAUUCUGGGUGCUGAGGGGCUGAGUGGUCUAAUCAGGGCAAAUCUCAAGUUGGUUGUCUGGAGUUCAAUUCCAGCCAAAGCCCAGUCAAGCAAAAACAUCACUAGCACCCCGAGAAGAUGAGACUCGUUUACCUUGGAUAGCAACUCAUCUAAGAGAAGGAAACUCUGAAUUCAAACCCGGAGAUGGAGUCCCGUAGGCGGUAUAGCUAUAAUAUACAUUUAAGCUAAAAUUGGGGGCCCAGUGGGGGUCCAUUCCAUAAUUUUACAGAAUCAGUUUUGCCUGAGAUGGGGAACUCCAUAAAAAUCAUUCAGAUAAAUUAUGGAGUUAAAAUUUAAAAUUUGCCCCAUUAAAAUCUAUUAAAUAAUGCCAGAGAUAUAGCCUUUUAAAAUUAUCAAAUUUUCUGGAAAAUUCUAGAUGGGAUAUUAUUAGUUUAUAAUCCACCGAUAAAAUCAUUACGGACAGAGAAGUGUACUGCUACCAUCCUAGAUAUAUAUCCAUCAAUUCACAUAGAACAUAUAAGUUUUAAAAGCCUAUUAUGAGUUCAAUAUUCUUCAGUAUUUGAAUAAGGAUAAUCAAGUGUAUGUGUACUAAGUUUGGUCAUGAUCCAUAUAUUCAUUAAGCCUAUUGAUAUUUACAGAGCUUAUAUAAGGAAAAAUGAAACGGGGUUCCCAGCCCCAGAGGAAUGGAUAUUAUGAGCUCAGUACCCUCUGGUAUUUGAAUAUGGAAAAAGGAAGUGUAUGGAUAAUCAAGUGUAUGUGUAUUGAGUUUUGUCAAUAUCCAUCUAUUCAUGGAGGAUUAUUUGUAGGUCAUUUAUAUGGCUAUAUGUGCCGUGUUUGGUCAAAAUCCAUCACUCCAUGUAAAAGCCUUUGUUGAACAGACAGACGGACAAAUGUUCACUUUUAUAUAAAUAUAAAUUUUUUUAUGAACAAGCAUCUUUUUUAUGUACCUGAUGGUUUCAGGUCAUCCAGGUGACUGCAGUGAUAUUUUUACGACAUACAUAAGCAACAAAUUAUAAGAUAUUAAUGACAUUACAACAUUAAGAAUAAUACAUUCCAAUGAGUUUUUUUCCAUUUACAGAGGAAAGAAGGCCAACGGUGCAUGAGCUUUCUAAUCAAAGAGGAAUUACUCAGAAGGUCAAUGGCUGGAAACUAUACUUUACUGCCUCACAGUUAGAGGAAUUGGUAAAUACGACAGUCUUUUUGAUUAAACUUAAAUUUAAUUGCUAACAUAUUUGGUUCUGAAAAUGUAAGCGUAAUGAGCUAUUGGUAAUAUUACUUUAGUUGUAAUGGGGUAUGGUAAUAUUACUUUAGUCGUAAUGGGGUAUUGUUAAUAUUACUUAAGUUGUAAUGGGGUAUUGGUAAAAUUUCUUUAGUCAUAAUGGAGUAUUGGUAAUAUUACCGAAGUCGUGCAAAGUAGAGUAGAUAUCGGUUCUGUUAAUGUUAACUGCCCAAACAUAUUUUAUAAUAAAGGCAACAUUGAGACAAGUGUUGUCAAAUGCUUCAUCCUCUACAUCCAAUUGUAUUACAUUCUUUUCCACUAAAUUUUUCUUUUUUUUGUCUUUUCUCCAACAGAUGGAUGUGGAGAGGGAUAUGCAGGAACAGUUCUCUGAAGUGCAGGCAGCCUUAGCACAGAUACCCACACAUAAAAUGAACAGCGAAGAAGCAAUUAAAAUUCAUGAAAUGUCCCAAGUGAGUCACUGUCUCAGAAAUAUGAAUGCUCAGCUCAGAAUAUUGAAUGCUCAGAAUAUUGAAUGCUCAUAAUAUUAUUGAAUGCUCAGAAUAUCGAAUGCUCAGAAUAUCAAAUGCUCAGAAUAUCAAAUGCUCAGAAUAUCAAAUGCUCAGAAUAUCAAAUGCUCAGAAUAUCAAAUGCUCAGAAUAUCGAAUGCUCAGAAUAUCGAAUGCUCAGAAUAUGGAAUGCUCAGAAUAUCGAAUGCUCAGAAUAUCGAAUGCUCAGAAUAUCAAAUGCUCAGAAUAUCAAAUGCUCAGCAUUAAAACAUCAUAAAGCCAUAACCUUCACUGACUGAAAAAUCUACACAAUUUUUAACCUGGAUAUCUUCAAAACCUCUGCAUCUAAAAUUGUAUCAGUUUAUUGGAUUCAAUGGAAUCUUUGUAAUCGAUAAAAUUUGAUGAUUCAAUGUAGUAUAAAUAGUUAUUAUGGUUGUUAAAUUCAAGACUUUAUAUUAGUUGUCUGGAUUUUUACUGAGACAUUUUUUAGCUGUCUUGAUUUAUACUGAGACAUUGGUUAGUUGUCUUGAUUUGUACUAGGACAGCUGUCUUCAUUGGUAUUGGGACCAAUGUUCCCUUUAAGCUGCGCGGCCGCACAGUAAUCUCACAGACGCAGCACAGCAGUUUUGAGUAAGUUUUGAGUACCGCGCAGCUAAUUUCCACUUAAGUGUGUGUUUGUAUCUGUAGGCUGUAAAAUUUUGCGCACAAAAAAAAUUGAUGCUGUAAAAAUUUGAUCACAACUUUAUGAUUUUGCACACGAACCAACAAACCUUAGAGGGAACAUUGAUUGGGACAUACUAAAAGUUAUCUUCUUUGUACUGAGACAAUGUUUAGUUACUUGAUUUGUAAUAGGACAUAUUUGUCUACAUUUGUACUGGACUUAGUUGUCUUGAUCUGUGCUAGGACAUAGUUGUCUACAUUUGUUCUGGUUGUCUUGAUCUGUACUGGACAUAGUUGUCUACAUUUGUACUGGGACAUUGCUUCAUUUGUCUUGGGACAUAGAAAUUAGUUGUCUUCAUUUUUAAUGGCAAAUAGUUGUCUAAAUUUGUUAUGUGAAUAGUUGACUUGAUUUGUACUGGGAUAUUAAUUGUCUUAAUUUGUGCAGGGACAUUUGUGAUCUAAAUUGUACAUGGCCAUCAGCGGUCUUAAUUUGUACAUUGUAAAUUGACCCCCUAAAAAAAAAACAGGUAGUACUGAGGUCCCCAAAUCCUUGAUCUUAAAAUUGAAAAAUUGAUAUUCCAAAAGAGAAUUGUUGAGAAAAAAAUAAAUGAGUUUAACUUAAUUAAUUAAGAUGUACUUUGAUAUCAUUUGCAUUUUAUUACUACACCAUUCUAACGCAAUCCGUUUGAACAUCAUUCCAACGCAAUCCGCUUGAACACCAUUUCAACGCAAGCCGUUUGAACCAUGUAUUUUACUUGUUUUUCCAAGGAAGCAUCUGUUCUGAAAAAUGAUUCAUUCUUUUCACAGGCAAAUAUUCAAAGAUGUGAAUUGAUACAAAAUCAGCUGACUGAUGCCAGGGCCUCCAUGAUAAGAACAUUGGAGCACAAGCCCCGUAUUCAGGAAAUUGUAAGCAAGCAUGUCAGCAAGAGGCCCAUAAAGAAAAAAGAAAGAACGUAGCCCAGGUUUUAACAAUAAUUUUUUUUUCAAGUAUGAGUUUUUAUUGACAGUUGUGAUAAAUGUGAUGUGAAUUUGUUGAAGACUAGAGAUCAUCUGCGUGAAUGUUCCGGGUAUAGUAUUGUUUUAUUUAGGUGACAAAUUGAAAUAUACAUGACAGUAGAUUGGUUUAUGAAGGUGAGUAAAUUAAUCAGUGCUCGAACAAAACAUGAGAAUCACUUAUAAUUUGAUGGUAGAUAAUUCAUUUGCCGUUUUUUAAAAGCAUGGUCUCAACUGUGUGGUUAUAAAUUAAUUCUCACCUUUCUGUUGAAAAGAUUCAUGAUUUUUUA
This is a messenger RNA of Lymnaea stagnalis (great pond snail), 22059 nucleotides long. The record is from the annotation of a GenBank genome assembly. NCBI's taxonomy places the organism in Eukaryota, Metazoa, Mollusca, Gastropoda, Lymnaeidae.